This is a messenger RNA of Ceraceosorus bombacis, 1491 nucleotides long. NCBI's taxonomy places the organism in Eukaryota, Fungi, Basidiomycota, Exobasidiomycetes, Ceraceosorales, Ceraceosoraceae. The record is from the annotation of a GenBank genome assembly.
AUGCCUCGUUAUUCGCUCCCUCGAUUGGUGCUCACCUCUGGUGACGCGCUCUCGCCUGCAAUCCUCGAGUACAGCACUUGGGGUACUUUGAACGAGCAGGGCGAUAAUUGCAUCGUCAUCGGUCAUGCCAUGACGGGCAGCCAGGAUGUGCAAGAUUGGUGGCCAGGCCUCGUCGGACCCAACAAUGUCCCCGAUUGCAAAGAGGAGGCCAGGGAUGCGGCUCUAUCGAAGGAGAGCGUGGACCCGUUGAUACGGAGUCAUAAUGGCGAAGCAGCACGAUCGAGUCCAGGCGCAUUUGCAAUCGACACUACCAAGUACUUUGUGUUUUGCGCCAACAUUUUAGGUUCACCUUAUGGCUCCAGUUCGCCGCUCAGCAUCGACGAGAGGACUGGCAAGUGCUACGGUCCUGAUUUCCCGCUCACAAACACGCGAGACGAUGCCCAAUUGCAAUUGCAUGCGCUCGCACACCUCGGAGUAAAGAGCAUCGCUUGCGCACUCGGUGGAUCCAUGGGCGGCAUGCUCGUCCUCGAGCUGGCUCUUGCCGCUUGCGCGGCAGAAGGGCCGUCACCUCGAAUUCCUGUGCGAACUCUGAUGCCGAUCGCGAGCACAUUGACGUCUUCAUCUUGGAUCAUGGGCUGGAACGAGAUCCAACGGGCGGCCAUACAGAUGGAUCCAGCUUUCGAUGAGGGGAGGUACUGCUGGCAAAGUCCGUCGAGAAGAUCUUCCGUGGCUGAUGCGCGGCGAGGCAGCACCAGCAGCACCACGAGCAGCACCGCUAGCAGCAGCAGCACCGCUGGGCCAGAUCUUGGUCUAUCGAUCGCAAGGCAGAUGGCCAUGAUGACGUUCAGAUCGGAAGAAGCUUACAAGCACAAAUUUCAGCGUCGCAGCACCUCGUCGGCAUCCAGAACGGCAGCAGCGAAAAGUGCAAUCUCUCUACCGCCGUCUCCACCCUUGUCGGCUUGUGCGAGCGAAGUGGAAGAGGGACGCGGAAGAAGCAGCGGGGUCAAUAUCCACGUCGCGAGCGACGCCGCAAACAAUGAUGUUCACUCGUCCGCCACUUGUUAUCCCACGAGUCGACGCGCCUCCUCCAUCAGUCCAUCCAGCCACCCACUGCUCGAAGCGACUGUGCAGCCAGUGCAAUCGUACCUGCGCUAUCAAGGACAGAAGUUGGUGGAUCGAUUCGAUGCAAAUUGCUACAUCCACUUGCUGCACAAGAUGGACGCUCACGAUGUCUUUUAUGGUCGGAACACUUGCACAGUGAGGCGAUUCCUACGAUGCGAGGCCACGCAAGCACUCGGGAAUGGAGGGGAAAAAGUCGUCGUGUUGGGCAUACCAACAGACCGACUCUUUGCCUUUUCCGAACAACAGGACAUGGCUCGAUUUCUAGACUCGGAGCUUUGCGCCAUCGAGAGCAUGGACGGUCACGACGCGUUCCUCAUCAAGAGAGAUCUCGUGGCUUCCAAGAUCGAGCAGCUGCUUUGCGUUUCGUGA